Molecule: messenger RNA, 1873 nt
Organism: Chanos chanos (milkfish)
Lineage: Eukaryota; Metazoa; Chordata; Actinopteri; Gonorynchiformes; Chanidae
Gene: b3glcta
Product: beta 3-glucosyltransferase a
Cellular component (GO): membrane
Molecular function (GO): glycosyltransferase activity
Source: RefSeq, a predicted model, not a curated record
GUGGCAACAACGUGCCCUCAAACGCUGUCACACCAGCUGUACGGACUGUUAGCUGAUUUCUACCGAGUUCACUAAAUUGGCUUCCAUUAUGGUCCCACGAAUCAGUGUGCCACUGUAUAUCAUGUUUUGGUUGCUUGUGCCCAUGACAGCUUCAACUAUAGAUGUAAAAGCACAAGAUUUAAAGAUCCAAGAUGCUGACAAACCUCCUCGUGAACGCCAACACACACUGACUGAGGUAGUGUUUAUCAUCCAAUGCCAGAGGAGCUCUUUCCAUGUGCAGCAGGCAGAGAGACGCAGAGCAGACCUGCUCCUGCAAGCACAGCCUUUCCCAGAGGGUCCUCCUGUGGUUCUGCUUCUUCAUGAACUCUCAGACAAUGAAUGUAACUGGAGCAUCCUGCCCCUGUUGCCUUACUUGUCGUCCUCAUUCGGUAGAAACUCCUCCUGGAUUGUAUUCCUCGAAGAAGAGACCAAUGUGAAUGUGGCCAAACUUCUUCAGGCUCUUCAAAAGUAUGAUCGGAAGAAAGAGUGGUUUCUCGGUAAGCCACUGCACGAUGAGGAGUCUACUAUUAUUCACCAUUAUGCCUUUGCCGAGAACCCGACAGAGUUUAAGUACCCUGACUUCACCGCAGGCUGGGCUAUGAGCAUCCCUCUCAUCAACAGGCUUGCAAAUAAAGUAAAAGAGGAGCCAUUAAAAUCUGACUUCACCAUUGAUCUAAAACAUGAGGUGGCCUUGUAUAUUUGGGAGGAUGGAAAAGGGCCACGGUUAACUGCUGUCCCAGAGCUGUGCACAGAGCUGCAGAACUCUCCUCAAGCCCAGAACUGUGCCACCACUCUGAGCUCCCACUCACCGCUGUGUGGCAAGCCUGUCAACAGGGAUGAUAUAUUUGUUGCUGUGAAAACAUGUAAGAAGUUCCACUCUGAGAGAGUUCCUGUGGUGAAGCAGACAUGGGAAAAACACGCCACACUGUUGGAAUACUACAGCGACCAUGCAGAUCCCUCAAUUCCUACCAUUAACCUGGGUAUACCUAACACAGACAGAGGCCACUGUGGAAAAACAUUUGCCAUUCUUGAGAGGUACAUGAGUGACGCCGUUCCAAAAACCAACUGGUUGCUAAUUGUGGAUGAUGACACCCUGAUCAGCCUCCCUAGGCUAGGGGCUCUGCUGAGCUGUUACGACCCCACAGAGCCAGUGAGUUUGGGCGAGCGUUACGGCUAUGGGUUAGGACAGGGCGGCUAUAGCUAUAUCACAGGAGGAGGAGGUAUGGUUUUCAGCAGAGAGGCUGUUGUUCAACUAUUGGCCAGUGGUUGUAAAUGCUACAGUGACGACGCUCCAGAUGACAUGGUUCUAGGGAUGUGUCUUAAUGCUCUUAGGCUUCCAGUAACACACAGCCCUCUUUUCCACCAGGCACGACCAGAUGAUUAUUCUAGAGACUUCCUGGCCCAUCAGAUUCCCAUCUCUUUCCACAAACAUUGGAACAUUGACCCUAUAGCGAUCUUUCACAAGUGGCUGUUGGAUGACACCGAUGGAACAAGCUCAGAUGGACUACAAAAAAGGAUUAGGGAGGAGUUAUAGUGACUGUGUGUGCGUGCGUGCAUGUAUGUGUGUGUGUGUGCCUGCGUGCAUGCGCACAUGCGAGAGAAAGCGCGUGGGAGAGAGAGAGAGAAAGAGAGGCGUGUGCGAUGGUAAUACUGUUGGUAUUUAUCUUUGAUUUUUGUAAAAAAAAAACAAAAAAAACUUGCAAUAUGUGAAUCUGCACAUUCUAUUUUAGAAUACAAAAAGGCUUUCCUUUAUCAAGUUUUACUGAGAACAGCAUGUUUCAUUUGAUAUUUGUUGGAAAAGAAUUGUCCAUUCAAUAUGUGGGGCAGAAUGCAA